Gloeophyllum trabeum ATCC 11539 is the source of this 1482-nucleotide messenger RNA. RefSeq lists its product as uncharacterized. The coding region runs from base 1 to 1482 and encodes 493 amino acids. Lineage: Eukaryota; Fungi; Basidiomycota; Agaricomycetes; Gloeophyllales; Gloeophyllaceae. The record is from RefSeq and is a predicted model, not a curated record. The transcript has a single exon.
AUGGACGCUACCGAAUUCUGCCAGCACGUUGACACCGACAUGACAGGUACCCAAUCUGGCACAAGUUUACACGGAGUAUCCCAGCCACGUCUUCACGACCUACACGACUUUAAGGCUCACGUUAACGACGAAGUUAUGGAUAUACCCCCUCGUUCUCCGAGCCGUUUAGGCGUUCGUCAAUCGCCCCAGUCACCCCAGUCACGGAAAGAGGCUGCUGUGAACCGGAGCGGGCCAUAUCGCCCAACCUUGCAAAGACGCAACUCGGAGAUAGGGAGGGACAGGCACAGUUACACCAGAAUCUACGAAUCCACCGAGUCCGAUACAGACACGUCGUUCUGCUCGACGUCUGAUUCUGAUUUCGACCAGGAGGAUGACUCGGACACUUCCGACUCGAGCGCGGACGACGAGUUCAUCUUCGACGCGUUCUUCACCCCGAAACCCAUUCGCGCGUCCACGCCUCCCCCAGAGGAACAUCUGCCGACGCUCCCGCCGGCCGCAGUGUACCAACCUUCCCCGCUCUCGCCACACGGUCGCGAACCUCAUACGCGCAUGGCUACUACGCACCCACGCCACGCAUACCCACAUCGCGGCAUGUCGCGCAGCAGCCUGAUGUACACCAAGUAUUUCUGGCAGACGAGGCACGAAGAAUGGCAGGAAUGGGAGGCGCAAGUCGAAGAAUCCCAAGCAGCGGCGGGCGCAUACGAUGGCAUAGCAGUGCCGCCGAAGGCCCCUCCACGUGGUCCUCCAAGGAACGGGGCCACCUUCUUUGAGCCUCCCCAGACUUCGUACCACAGAUUCCUCGCGGCAGAUCCGAACUCACCUAUCUACCCCCGUGCGGGGGACCUAUCCGACCUCCGCAGUGGGCACUCCGUCCACCUUGACAGGUGGUUCUGUUUCUUCCCGCUGUACAAGAUCCACCAGAAGCUCUUCCGGCAUGAUAUGGAGCAUCGGGUGAAGGGGACGUCUUCGGGGUCAAACUCACCACAGCCUGACGAUGAUGCGAGUGACGUGACGCUCGUAGCGGACAUGUCCAACGAGAACAAUAGCGGCAUAGCUGAAGACGAGAGUCUCGACGACUUGAUCAACGUCGGCCUAGGGUCACCUGUUAGACCUAAACCGACGGCCAAGCGGAACUCUCGCCCAUGGGAGACAAACUGGGUGCUGCGUUGGGAGAAGUUCGCCGAGAUCCUGAGGGACGAAGCCAUGGCCAAAGCAGCCGCAAUUGCCGUUGAGCGCCGGCCACGAGCGACGACCCCAGACGACGUGCACGCCGUCAAGUCGACAGGGAAGUUCUACUUUGAGGAAGCGGACGAAGAAAGUGACGGCACAGACGGGACGGAGAGCGACGAGGACGACUACGGCGUGCUCAUGUCAAACCCCAUGUUCACACGCCCGCUCGGGUUCGGGUUCCACAGCUUCACGCACGACAUUUUCGCGAGGUCUGCGCCGUUGGAAGUACAGGCGAACCUCAUCUGCGCAUGA